GAGGAGGGGGGAGUCAGCGAGUGAAACUGGACUUUUUCUGCCGAUAUUAGCUAAACGGUAACUCUAGUCCCCGGACGUAAACCACAACACCGAUAAAAUAGGAUUUCUAAUGUUUAUAAAAAAAUAAUAAUAGACUUCAAGGGGUUUUAGUCGUUAGCUGUUCUGUUCAUAAGUUUCUUUCUCCCCCCUUUCCAAACUCCGAGGCUCCAUCUUGCCUUUUGAUUGACCGCUACAUUUUUUUUUUCUGGGUGCUGAAUUUUUCCCCCUGCUGGAAAGAAAUAAAGCAACAGUGGAAGGCUGGGAAAGAAAAGGGCAAGGCGGAAAAUAAAAAAAGCGACGAAGGAGAAAGUAUCAUAACAGGAGCUUCUCGGGAAAAGUGGGGGGACAGGUUGGAAAAAGAGCAAGAAGAAACUGAGCAAGUGGGGAACGAGACUUGCCAUAUAUUUUCUGGAGUCAGUUCAUUUUAUUGACAGCGAGCUUCAAAUUGAAAGGGGGAGCCACCAUGACAUCAGAAAUGCAGGAAAUCGCCAUCACAGAGGACAAGCCUUUACUCACGGGUCAGACUGAUGCUGCCAAGGAUGUUGCUGAACUGGCUGCAAGGAUACUCCUAGAUCAAGGACAGGAGCACAGCGUUGAGACCCCGCACGGCGUUCUACGCGUGACCCUCCACGGGACGCGGACCACCCGCCGGCCCGCCAUCCUGACCUGCCAUGACGUGGGUCUGGACAGUAAGAGCUGCUUCUCUCCUCUGUUUAAAUUCGAGGAGAUGCAGGAGAUCGUCAAGAGCUUCACCCUGAUUCACAUCGACGCUCCGGGCCAAGAGGAGGGGGCCUCCGCCUACCCUCCAGGCUACCAGUAUCCCUCCAUGGAGACCAUCGCUGAGAUGAUCCCUGCUGUGCUGCAGUUUUUCAACUUCCGUACCGUCAUUGGGGUGGGGGUGGGAGCGGGAGCGUACAUCCUCUCCAAGUUCACACUCGCUAAUCCAGAUUCAGUGGAGGGCCUGGUUCUGGUUAACAUCGACACCAACGCUAAAGGAUGGAUGGACUGGGCCGCUCACAAGCUCAGUUCUGUGACUUCCUCCCUCACAGAGCAGAUCUUAUGUCACCUUUUCAGUCAGGAGGAACUUUCAGCAAACACAGACUUGGUGCAGUCUCACAGAGAGCGGAUCUCCAAAGCGCCUAAUCUGGCCAACAUGGAGCUCUUCUGGAAGACGUACAACAGCCGCAGAGAUCUGAACCUGGACCGCAACUAUACCUUCAAGUGUCCAGUGAUGUUAGUAGUUGGGGAUCAAGCUCCGUAUGAAGAUGCUGCUGUGGAGUGCAACAGCAAGCUGGACCCCACAUCAACUUCCUUCCUGAAGAUGGCCGACGCAGGCGGCCUCCCUCAGCUCACUCAGCCUGCUAAACUCACCGAGGCUUUCAAAUAUUUCAUCCAAGGAAUGGGUUAUAUGGCUUCCUCUUGCAUGACCCGCCUGUCCCGCUCCCGCACCACCUCGCUCUCCUCCUCCUACUCCAUGGACGGGUCCCGCUCUCGCUCGCGCACCCUGUCCCAGGGCUCGCAGGGGGGCCAGAUGCCGCCCAGCCCCUCCCAAACCAUGGAGGUCUCCUGCUGAAGAAGACUCCGCCCCCUUCCACCACCUAACGACGGCAAAAGCGGAGAGCGACAAAGGAACGAAGGGAAAAAGGUGAAGCGUGAACGCAAAGAAAACGAGACGAACGAAUGGCUUUCUCCAUCAGUCAAAACAUGACUCCCAUCAUUCCCCCCCGCAAGAGCAGACAGAGAGAGAGAGAGAGGGCCUGUCCUCCAUGUUGGUCCAGCACAGUUGCAGUCUUUCAGCUAGAAGAGAUUAAAAAGAACCAGGAAGGAGGUGCAGAACGGGAAGCAGUCCUCUCUCCCUCUGUCAGCCUGUAGACCCCUUUAACCUAGAUCCAGAGUGUGGCAUGUAGAAGCUGCACUCAUCACUUUAACCCAUAGAAACACUUCAGGAAGCAGAAUUGAUGAUGAUGCUGAAGCUAAUGAUGAUGUAAUAGGAAACAAAACUGUAACACUUUUCUCUUUAUUACAUGAUUUUAAUAUAAUAUAGAAUAAAAAAAAACAUACUAUAGCAGAGAUACUUACUACAAUGUGUGUGUCCACUACUUUUACUGCUAGUUUCUAAUGUGUUUUUUUUUUCUUCCUGAUUUGCAACCUGUCUCAACUAAUGGCUGAAGCAGUCAGCAAGAGCCAUUCUAGCAACUACAUGUGCGUCUCAAAAAAAAGUUUAACAUAAUUUAAAAAAUUUAUUUAUUUCAGUUUUGUUCAAAAACUGAAACUCGUGUAUUAUAUACAUAAUGAGGCAUUAAAUUUCAGUGAUGUAUUUCAAGCCUUUAAUUCUGUUUGUAUUGAUGAUUGUGGCUUACAGUUGAUGAAAACACAAAAUUAUAUUUCUUAGAAAAUAAAAGCUUUACAUAAGACCAGUGAAAUAAAGAUUUUUUUUAAUAGAUCAGUGUUCUGUAUGUUGCGGUGUUUUAUAAAAUGAGCUUUUCUUUUAAAAUCCUCGCACACGUUUUUUCUUUCCACACAACGUUCCAUCAAUUUGCAUAGACACUGCACUUUAUUAUUAUUUUUAGGAAUUACCUCUUUAUGGAUAUCUCAGUGAAAAACUGGGCAACUAUCAUGUCAGCAACUGUCCACAUGAUUAGGUCUUUCAUCAUAUGGGUAAAAUACAAUCAUUCUGUACUAAAAAUGUAUUUUUAUUGAUCUUAUGUUCAAGUUUUCUGAGGAACAUAAUUUUGGGGUUUUCAUUAGCUGUAGGCCUUAAUCAACAGAAAUAAACAUGGAAAUAUAUUACUAUGUAUGUAACAAGUCUAUGACUAGUUUCAGUUUCUGAAUUGAAUAACUGAAAAAUUAAUUUUUAAUGGUUUCCAGAUUUUUUUUGAGAUGAACAUGCAUUUCCUCCUUGGUGUUGCCAGGUUUUAGUUUUUGUCUUCCACUCGUCCCGUCCUCAACGUUUUACUUUCUUUUAUUUUUUAUUGGAUGUAACAAGGUUGAAAGUUUUUUUUUUUAUAAUUAUUCUCUUGAAUCUGCAUGCUUGGUCUCACCCCACGUGAAUACUGACUGGAUAUUUUUCUUUCAUAUUCUGCUAAUAACGUGUGUUUGUUUGUGUCGUUUGGGGUUUCUAGCGACAGUCUGAAGGACGUUCCUGGGUGGGAUGUUGUCUGCUUCAGCAAAAGCUUUGGGCGCUGUCGUCAACUCGAGUCGCACAUUUCUAAACUAGUGCUUCCAACUUUUCUGGCCGCGUGUCGAACCACCCGUGACGUCUGCCGAGGCCAGAAGGGAUCACUGUGUUCACCGUGUGGGUUGUGGUUCUUUUUUUUUUUUUUUUUUUUGCGUUUCUUAUCUUCCGUUCCAGUUUUAUUCGGGAACUAGAGAUUUACGAAUUCCCAGUAGGAAAAAUCAGCUGGACCGCGCUCCGCAGUCGGAUUUCCCACGAGGAAACUGGAAGCAAAUCCGUCACGACUUGUAAGGCGGAUUCAAUAUGGCCGCUCCUCGAAUCAACAAUAGAAACGUUUGUUUCAGGAGACGCACAGGUAGGACUGCGUCUCAGCUUAGAGAUGCGUGUGCGACUCUAAACUGAACAAAUUAAAAAUGGUGUUUGAUUGUAGAGCGUAAAACUUAAAUUGAUGUUUGUAGCUAUUGCAAACAAUGUUUACGGGCGUCGCCAUAUUGAAAUUCCAUCUUCCAACCUCGAGCGCCGUUACCUCGGGUCUGACGUCAAGCCCCAGCACCGAGUUUCAACUUCGCAGGUAACCUGAACGCAGCAUAACCUUACCUGUACGUGGAUACCUCCAAAUAGACGCAACCGGCUUAGUUGAGGCGGAAUAAAAACACACUCCUCAGUAAUGGAAGCGCCUUUUACUUAAACUGGGCCGCUGCUUGUGUGUUUGCUUGUCGCGCGGAAGUAGAUAGAAAGCGUUUGUGUCCGGUUUGCUGAGUAGAAGGAAGAAAAUGGAAAACAAGAGGGUGCAGUUUUUUUCUUUUUCUCUUUUUUUUUAAACGGGGGAAAACCCCAUGUAAAACAGCCCCCCCACUGCCAACAAGCCAAAUAAAAACCGCCUGAACCUUGAACUGUCCUGUUACAGCUAGGAAGUAACAGCGUACUGCCAAAUUUCAGAGCCUCGUUUAUCUGGUGACUCAGAUCUCCCUCUAAACGUUAAUAUCUCAACACAAAGCUGUCCACUGCCCUGUGACAUGUUGCCAAUAGCCUGACUAUAUUUCUAAAAAUGAAAAAGAGCCUAUAUGUGAAUGCAGCCAUGGAUGUUUUCACAUUUUUAAACCAUUUACGAUUUGAAUGAGUCGGGUGGAAACGGCCUGUUUCUUGUUUGUGUGAUCCGGUUCUACUUAUCCAAAGCUUUUUAAAAAGAGGCCGAGCCGUGAUCGGUGAGCAUGACGGGGAAGACCGUGGAAAGCUUUAAGAUGGAGGUUACAAUGGCAGGAAGCGGAGACCAGAGAAAAAAAUGGAACAUGGAUUCAGGGUGUUGUUGGUUUUGAGGCGGGUUCUGAUUUCAGUCAGACACGGAGGAAAAAGUCCAGUGGUACUUCUUUCUAAAGAGUUGAGCAGGGAUGUGUGAAUGUAAAUGCUUGUCCAUGUUGUCUUCUGUCUGACUCUUAAUUUUUAUUUCAAUCUGUUUUUUCCUCUUCUACAUCUUUUUUUUAUCUGUGUGAAGUGUUAGUUUAUUGUCCCGAUGUGCUCACAAGUUAGUUAACCGUGUGCUAGUUCUUGUGUAACUUUUUUAGCAUUAGCGCUUAUAAGGGAGAGUAAUAUAAUUAAUAAUUAAAAGAUCAAAAGUGAAAAACAAAACAUUAAAUUGAAAUUUACUUGUGUGACUCAUUUCCCUGUGUAAUGCAAUGAACAUCCUUAAAAAGCAAACUUAAAUAUCAAUAAAAGCUUAAGAGGAA
Messenger RNA from Poecilia reticulata (guppy), 4938 nucleotides. RefSeq names its product NDRG family member 2 (gene ndrg2). The record is from RefSeq and is a predicted model, not a curated record. NCBI's taxonomy places the organism in Eukaryota, Metazoa, Chordata, Actinopteri, Cyprinodontiformes, Poeciliidae.